AUGAAUGUUCUAACCUUUUCUCCACCUGUUACGCGAAGCUCAUUGUCGAUUCCUGAUGACCUCGUUCUCGAGAUAUUCUCGAGGUUGCCGUUAAAGGCGAUAACGAGAUGUCGUUGCGUAUCCAAGCUCUUGGAGUCCAUGCUUCGCAGUCAAUAUUUCACAGAGUCGUUCUUGAUCAAAUCUUUUGCUCGUCCUCAGCUUCUAUUCGCAUGCAAAGAUGACAGUAAGCUUUUCUUCUUCUCAUCACCUCAGCCUGAAAAUCCUGAAGAGAACUCGUAUGUUGUGGCCGCCAAUCAUCUUGAACGUUUCCCAUGUUCCGAUAGAUUCUCUGCUCCUACCAGUGGCUUUUUCUCGUGUUAUGGAUUUAGCCUGAUCAUGAAUUGUGAACUUGAGAAUGUGAUAUGUAACCCUAGCACGGGACAGUCCUUGACCUUACCACCAAUAUUGAAGUCGAGGAAAGGGUUUGGAGUAGAAAGCUAUCUUGGAUAUGAACCCAUUGCCAAAGAGUUCAAGGUAUUAUCAAUGGAACUUUGGUCUGAAAGUGGUGAGUGGAUCUCUGCGAAGCACCAAGUUCUGACAUUAGGAACCAAGAAUUUGUCAUGGAGGAUGGUCAAAUGUUGCAUACCACAUAAUUGUUCUGAUAAGUGGAUAUGCAUCAGUGGUGUUAUUUACUACGAAGCUCCAGACAACUGGCCUUCCAUGCGUUCCAUGGUAGUUUGUUUUGAUUUGAGGUCUGAGAAGUUCAGCUUUGUGAAUUUCAUGGAAACUUCCAGUAAAGAAAUGCCUGUUUCAACAACUCUGAUAAACUACAAUGACAAACUAGGUUUGCUUAUGUCGGGAGAUUCUGAUGAUAAUAGUGGUUAUGGUUGUAUUUGUGGAGAAAGUAAAAGUCUUGAGCUGUGGGUUCUACAGGAUGCUGGAAAAAAUGAGUGGUCCAAGCAUGUAUACGUAUUACCACCACCUUGGGAGGAUGUAGUUUCAGAGGACAUGCACAUUGCUGGAAUGGUUGGUGUUAAUGAAAUCGUAUUGACCCCCUGGUACAAAUCCGUGCCUCCCUAUGUCAUCUACUUCAACGUUGAGAGAAAGACCAUCACAAAAGUUGGAAUUCGAGGAAUGGAAGCGUUUCGGGGUAAGAGAUUUUACACCUUUCUCAACUAUGUUGAGAAUGUGAAGCUUCUUUAA
Messenger RNA from Brassica oleracea var. oleracea, 1182 nucleotides. Its product is annotated as F-box protein DOR-like. NCBI's taxonomy places the organism in Eukaryota, Viridiplantae, Streptophyta, Magnoliopsida, Brassicales, Brassicaceae. The transcript has a single exon. Gene Ontology annotation, molecular function: protein binding. The coding region runs from base 1 to 1182 and encodes 393 amino acids. The record is from RefSeq and is a predicted model, not a curated record.